CCCCGCCGUACCGAGCCGCGGCGGAGGCGAGCGGAGCCGGCGCGGCCCCGCGGAGGGCGACGGUACGGCGGGGCAUGGGGCCCGGCGGGCGGCGGGCAGGAGCGGGGCUCUCGGCGUCAGAGUGAGCGCGGGAGGCGCCGGCGGAGCGCUGCCCGUCCCCCCGUCCUCCCCCGCCGCCGCCGCCGCCACAGCCCCCGGGGGAGAGACCUUGCGCGGUGCCGCCCGGCCCGGCCCGGCUCGGAUGCCGCCAUGGGGAGCCGCUUCUCCAGCAUCCCGGCGCUGCCCCGCGGCGGCCAGGGCCGCCUGCACCGCGCCCGCCACCACCACCUCAAAGAUUCCAUAGGUGGGUCGUUUUCAGCUUCCUCCCACCGAUGCCACCACAAGCAGAAGCACUGUCUCCCCAUCCCACAGUGUGGAGCUCUGUCCAUCAGCCCUCUGCUUUUCCAUCCUCACACGAAGGGAUCCCAGAUCAUCAUGGACACGACACAGAAGGCAGUGAAGCGCCAGGCUAGUUUCUGCAAUGCCAUUACCUUCAGCAACAGGCCCAUUGUUAUUUAUGAGCAAGUCAGGCUUAAGAUCACUAAAAAGCAGUGUUGCUGGAGUGGGGCUCUUCGACUCGGGUUUACUUCCAAGGAUCCAUCAAGGAUUAACCCUGACACUCUGCCGAAGUACGCAUGCCCUGACUUGGUUUCCCAGAGCGGUUUUUGGGCCAAGGCUCUGCCAGAAGAGUUUGCGAAUGAGGGAAACAUCAUAGCCUUCUGGGUGGACAAGAAGGGACGGGUUUUCUAUCGGGUGAACGACUCUGCUGCGAUGCUCUUCUUCAGCGGGGUGAGGACGGCAGAGCCCCUCUGGGCUUUGAUCGACGUCUACGGACUCACCCGUGGAGUGCAGCUCUUAGACAGUGAAAUCAUUCCUCCCGACUGCCUGCGGCCCCGUUCCUUCACAGCCAUCCGUCGGCCCUCGCUGCGGCGGGACACGGAGGACACGCGCCUCUCGGUCAGCUUGUGCGACCUCAACCUGCAAGAGGAGACCUUCCACGUGACGGCUACCACGUGUCCCAUCCCGCAGAACUCCCUCAACUCCCAGCACUCCCACCUCCUCCCCUCCCAGCUGGAGAGCGACCUCCGCUUCCACCACCUCCGGGGACCCCACGUCAAAAUCCUUGACGACCAAACCGUGGCCCGCCUGGAGCACGCCCGGGAGGAGAGGACUUUGGUUUUCACCAGCAGACCCCUUCGGAUCAACGAAACCAUUUUUGUCAAAAUCAACAAGUCCAACGCUGUGCGCACAGGGACGCUGGCCUACGGGGUGACGUCCUGCGACCCCAGCACCUUGCGCCCCAGCGACCUCCCCUAUAACCCUGAGUCCUUGGUCGACCGAAAGGAGUUCUGGGCCAUCUGCCGAGUCGUGGUGCCUCUCCAGAGCGGAGACAUCCUGGGAUUUAUGGUGAAUUCGGAUGGUGAGCUGCACUUGAGUCACAAUGGUGCUGGCACUGGCAUGCAGGUCUGCGUGGACUGUUCCCAGCCCCUCUGGAUGUUCUUCGUUUUACACGGCGCGGUCAUGCAAGUUCGAUUGUUGGGUUCCACCAUAUUAGCUGAGCGGCUGGGACUGUCCACACCUAGCUCGCCCACAUCGACACCCAAUUCCCCCACCGUCCUCUGCAGCGGCGUCUCUGACCCCAUAUUGUCUACAUGUGGCUCUGGCCCCCUCUGCAGCUCUAUCAGUGGGACAGCUCCCAACUCUCCAAUCAGCUUGCCUGAGUCACCCAUCUCCCCGUCUGUCUCAGGACCCUGGGGAGAUGAAUGCACCAUCUGCUACGAGAACAUGGUAGACACGGUCAUUUACUCCUGUGGACACAUGUGUCUCUGCUAUUCGUGUGGGCUGAAGCUCAAGAAGAUGGCCAACGCUUGCUGCCCCAUUUGCAGACGGGCCAUCAAAGAUAUCAUCAAAACAUACCGCAGCACUUAGAGCAGCAGAUGCUGUGGUGGGGACUGGGCAGGUGGGGAGGAGGUGAAACCACAUAGGUCUUGGCCUCUAUUCAUCAUCCAGGAGAUUCAAAAACCAUCACCACCCACCACCCUGAUCCCCUCUUCCAUGGACAACAGAUGAGAUAAGCUUACAUGCUGCUCUUCUACCCUCCAAGCAAGCCCUGGGGCUGAACUCCAGUGUGUCAGGGAAGUUGCGAUGGACUAAUCUCCCUUGUGGAUUUUAAACUUUAUCUCAAAAAAACCCCAGCUGGUGCAAUCAUCCCUUUUCUACACCAUGCACAGCGGAGGGGAGUCUCCAACGUUUAGCAGGGGCAGCAAGUGGUAAAAGGUUCAGUGCUACACAUCUCCUUCCAGAGACACCCCAUGUGCAGAGGACAGCUUAGCAGAAGAGGAGAAACAAGCGACAUGUUUCCAUGUACAACCAGCCUGACUGUGGGAAGCCCCUUAGAAAGGACAGAGCGAGGCAAGCUUUGACCCAGCGAGGGAGGUGCAGUGAGCACAUUCACAGCGGAAAGGCUGGGUCCAGUGCAGAAAAGGACCCAGGAUUUGCAAAGCAACACCUGCCCCAUGUCCGCAGGCAGAAGAGCGGCCCCGUGGCAGCCCCUUGAGGGCUGUCCUCCACUCCUCCCUCGCUGUUCCCUGGCAGAGGCAUUCAUGGCGAGUUUGGCAGCCAACAGUGGCACUGGCCUUGCCCCCUCUCAGUGGCAUCCAGCCGUCUCCUGUUGCCAUCCCGUUGCAUGACGAGCGGCUCUCAAACCCCACCACUACCGAUUUGCGUGUCGUCUCCACGCAGCACAAGGGAUUCAGCAGCAUCUCUGUCCCCACGGGCCUGUGGGAGAGGGAGAUGUGUCUCCCUCACCUUUCCUCCCCCUACCAUCCAGACAGCACUUGUGAGGAAAAAAUAAAAGAAAAAAAAGAAACAAAACCCCUAACCCCAACGGGGAAGAAUGUAUAAACCCACAUGUCUGCGGGUUUCAUUUACUGGUAACUUUAUCACUGUGCUUUAAGACAAAACCAGCCAGGUGGUACUGAGCCCUUCACAGCCAGCCCGCUGGCAGGAUGUGGCUGUCCUUACAUGUUAGGAAGAAAGGAGAGAAAAAAAAAUAGCCUGAGGGGUUUAGUUUGCUUUGGUUUAUUCAAAUAAAUCCCCUUCCCUCCAGCCCCAGUUGGGAGCCCUGCUGUCCCCAUGGUGGGUGCCUGCAAUGGCCGCCCCUGUGGUUGCCAUGACAACCGCCACUCCGCCAUGGCCCCUGGCCUGUCCAGGGCUGCCGGCCCCUGGGCCCAGGCAUGGUGGCUCCGCAGCAGCAGGAGCUGUCGGUCUGCCCCCCAGCCUGCUGCCUUUCAGGGCUGUGCGGGAGGUAGAGAUGGUGCCUGGGCCCCGAGGGGUGAUCAGGGCUGGAGUGCAGCAGCAGUGGCAUUCACCCUGCCGUGUUGCCCACCAGGCCAGGCUGGGGAAGGCCAUGAAGUCGCGCCCCUCCUGCCGAGCCUUUUCCUGUACCCCGGCAUAUGGCCGCUGAUAGGACGCAGGGGAACAGCAUGGCAUAGGGAUAAAGGCAUUUAAUAUACACAGCCGCCCGCUGCAGGGGUUAUCGUACCCCCCAGGCAGCAGGUGGGUGAAGAAGCACUUGCAGAGGCUGCUCUCAAGAGCACCUGGAAAACAUGUCCUCGCCCUGUCCUCUCGAGGAAAUGAAAAAAGAGGCUACUAGUUGGAGACCGCAUUGUAGAGCCUUUCUCUAAAGGCACCACCAUCACUGCAGCCUACCACGGGGGUCUGCGGCUACCCCCGGCCCGCCCCGGUGGGCAGUACUAACUUGAACACUGAUAUUCUGGUUACAGGGAUUUACGUUGUUUCUUUGCAUACCUCUCGUGUAUACCCCUAACCCAGCCCUGCCCUGUCCUGCACUCCAGGCUGGCUGUUGAAAGCCCCGGGGCAUCAUGGCUCCCAUGCCCAGGCAUCCUCACCGCAGAGUGGGAGGAGGCCGGGUUGGCACGAGUCUGGGGGAAGUCACAGCAGCCAUGCCAGAAGCAUGGCCGGUCCGCAGGCAUGCAGCCAGCCUCCAGCUUGCCUGAGGACAGAGCCGGGACCGGCAGACGCAGGGAGCCUGUUUCAGUAGUUAUACAAACUCCAGUGCAAAGAACUCCAAGGGGUAGGAAGGUGUCAAUAAAAUAGUGGAUGUGGGGAACCGUGCAAUAAGCAGCCUCCCGAGCCUUCACCACAACAGUGGGACCGGUUCCCCUCCAUGCAGGGCAAGCCAAGGGGUACAUUUUAUUUUUCAAGAAAUUCCAUCCAUGGGUACCAGUGCAGUGGUGUGAAUUCCCUCUUCACCUUUUAAAUUCAGAGUGUUUUAAUAUAUAACUGUGUUUGUUUUACUGUGGACCAAACUCUAAGAGUUAGCAGAAGCUGAAAGCUCCCCCAGCAUCCGAGCUCAAAAAUUGGGGUUAAGUCCUGCUCCUGGCAUCAGCUGGCCUCCAGCUGUGAACAGGGAGGAGGAGAGCAAGGGUCUCUCCAGGGAGAAAAAAAGAAAAAACCAGCAAAAGCAGUAACAGUAACAACAAUCCUAACCUUUUGUUUUGUUUGGUGUAGGUUCCCACGUACCUCCCCUCCGUGUUCUUGUGUCAUUUGCAUUUCAUUGCUUUACUUUAAGAUGUUUUGUGUUCUGUUUAAAGAGAAGAAUAACUCAUUGUGAAAAAUUGGAUAACUGUGAUUGUGAAUAAAGUUAAUUUAGCUAUCCUGCA
This is a messenger RNA of Harpia harpyja (harpy eagle), 4724 nucleotides long. RefSeq names its product neuralized E3 ubiquitin protein ligase 1 (gene NEURL1). The record is from RefSeq and is a predicted model, not a curated record. Gene Ontology annotation, molecular function: ubiquitin protein ligase activity. Bases 250 to 1968 code for a protein of 572 amino acids. The transcript has 6 exons. Gene Ontology annotation, cellular component: plasma membrane; postsynaptic density. Gene Ontology annotation, biological process: negative regulation of Notch signaling pathway; nervous system development. NCBI's taxonomy places the organism in Eukaryota, Metazoa, Chordata, Aves, Accipitriformes, Accipitridae.